AUGUUGAUGUGCAAAAAAGAGCGGUUUGUAAAGACCGUACAUGCUGCGGGGCCAGAGAGAGAACUAAUAAUGAUUGAUAGCGAAAACAUCAAAACCACCAAAUCAAUAGAAAAAUCUAGCCCGCAGAUCAAAAACAAAAAUUCACAGUUGUCUGUUCCCAAAAAACCUAUUGUCACAGGUGCACAAGGAAACUCAAGUCGCCUCUCCGCUGACCGAGCGGGCAAGGCGUCGCGAGAAACCCAUGCGCAGGCUCGGUACUACCCACCACCACGUAACCGCCAGUGCCACGGCAUCCUCACCGCCCCCACCGCCGACGAGAACUAUCGCGGCUGCCGCUAA
Messenger RNA from Parnassius apollo (apollo), 339 nucleotides. The record is from the annotation of a GenBank genome assembly. NCBI's taxonomy places the organism in Eukaryota, Metazoa, Arthropoda, Insecta, Lepidoptera, Papilionidae.